GAGGCCGGCGGGAUGGAGGCCGUGCCCCGCAUGCCCAUGAUCUGGCUGGACCUCAAGGAGGCGGGCGAGUUCGGCUUCCACCAGGCCGUCAAGAAGUUUGUCCUGAAGAACUAUGGUGAAAAUCCAGAGAACUACAAUGAAGAGUUGAAGAAGCUGGAGCAGCUCAGGCAGAACGCCGUCAACGUGCCCAGGGACUUCGAAGGCUGCAGCAUCCUGCGCAAGUACUUUGGGCAGCUGCACUACCUGCAGAGCCGCAUCCCGAUGGGGUCAGAGCAUGAGGCAGCCGUCCCCAUUACCUGGACUGAGAUCUUCUCCGGCAAGUCGGUUACGCACGAGGACAUCAAAUACGAGCAGGCCUGCAUCCUGUAUAAUCUGGGCGCAUUGCAUUCCAUGCUCGGAGCAAUGGACAAAAGGGUAUCUGAGGAGGGCAUGAAGGUCUCCUGCACCCAUUUCCAGUGUGCAGCGGGGGCGUUUGCUUACCUUCGGGACCACUUCCCUCAUUCCUACAGCGUAGACAUGAGCCACCAGAUCCUUAACCUCAAUAUCAACCUCAUGCUGGGCCAAGCCCAGGAGUGCCUUCUGGAGAAGUCAAUGCUGGACAACCGGAAGAGCUUCCUUGUGGCCAGGAUCAGUGCCCAGGUGGUGGAUUACUACAAAGAAGCGUGUCGAGCUUUGGAGAACUCUGAAACAGCCUCCCUGCUGGGGAAGAUUCAGAAGGACUGGAAGAAGCUGGUGCAGAUGAAGAUCUACUAUUUUGCUGCCGUGGCCCAUUUGCACAUGGGCAAGCAGGCGGAGGAGCAGCAGAAGUACGGGGAAAGGGUCAUCUACUUCCAGAGUGCUCUGGACAAGCUCAAUGAAGCCAUCAAACUGGCCAAGGGUCAGCCUGAAACGGUACAAGAAGCCCUGAGGUUCACCAUGGAUGUCAUUGGAGGAAAGUACAACUCUGCCAAAAAGGACAACGACUUCAUCUACCACGAGGCUGUCCCUGCUCUGGAUACCUUGCAGUCGGUGAAAGGCGCACCUCUGGUGAAAGCCCUUCCCGUCAACCCCACAGACCCGGCUGUCACAGGCCCUGACAUUUUUGCCAAGCUGGUUCCAAUGGCUGCCCACGAGGCCUCCUCGCUCUACAGCGAAGAGAAGGCCAAGCUGCUGAGAGAAGUGAUGGCCAAGAUCGACGCCAAAAAUGAAGUCCUGGAACAAUUCAUGGACUCGUUGCAGCUGGACCCCGAGACGGUCGACAACCUGGACAUGUACAACCACAUCCCGCCCGUCUUGAUGGAGAAAUGCGCAGCACUCAGCGUGCGCCCAGAGACCGUGAAAAACCUUGUCCAAUCCAUGCAGGUGCUCUCUGGUGUUUUCACGGACGUCGAAGCGUCUCUGAAGGAGAUCAAGGACCUUCUGGAUGAGGAUGAGGCCCAGGAGCAGAAGCUGCAGGAGGCACUGGGGGGGAAGCUGCCCCCACAGGGCUCCCCUCCCACCCCGCCCUCCUCCGGGCUGGCGGAAGUGGCCAAGGAGUGGGCCAAGUACAUGGAGGUUCACGAGAAGGCCAGCUUCACCAACACCGAGCUCCACAAGGCCAUGAACCUGCACAUCAGCAACCUGCGGCUGCUCAGCGGACCCCUGGAGCAAGUGAGGGCCGCCUUGCCCACCCCCAGCCUGACUGAAGACGACCAGCAGGCGAUGCAGACCCUGAAGAGGAUCCUGUCCAAAGUGCAGGAGAUGAAGGACCAGCGGGUCUCCCUGGAGCAGCAGCUGCGCGAGAUGAUCCAGAAGGACGACAUCACCACCUCGCUGGUGACGACGGACCGGUCUGAGAUGAAGAAACUCUUUGAGGAGCAGCUGAAGAAGUACGACCAGAUCAAGGUCUACUUGGAACAGAACUUGACUGCCCAGGAGAACAUCCUCAAAGCCCUGACGGACGCCAACGUCAAAUACGCGGCUGUGCGCAAGGUCCUGGCAGAGGUGGAACACAAGUGGAACACCUCUCUGCAGACACUGGUGGCUUCCUACGAGGCUUACGAGGACCUGAUGAAGAAAUCCCAGGAAGGGAAAGAUUUCUACGCCGACUUGGAGAGCAAAGUGGCCAAACUGCUGGAGAAAUCCCGGACUCAUCCAGGCCCCCAUCUCGUGCCCUCCCCGGCGCCCUCCCCACAGCCUUCCCUGACCCUGCCAACUCCAUCUCUCCUGCCCCCCUCGGGGCCUCUGCCGCAGCUGCCCCCCUCCUCUCUUGCGCCUGGCGGUGCUGCCCCACUGGCGCAGGGCCCCUCGGAUGCCUCCCGCUUCCCCCGGCAGAACUCUUCCACCGACGACCUCCUGUCCUCCAGCCCUGAGAGCCAGCACGGGGGCACCAAGGCCUCGGUGGGGCAGCCCCUCCUGCAGCCCACCAAGGCGGACGCCAAGGACGGGCUGAAGCCGAAAGCCGUGCAGCUGAUCGAGAAGGACCCCUACGAGAAGCCCGAGCACAUCCGGCGGCUCCUGUCGGAGCUGGAGCGCUUCCAGGACGUGGUGGCCGGCCUCGAGAAGCCGGCCCCUUCCUCCGGGAGCGCUAACGAGCUGGACGGCAUCUGGAAGGAGCUGCAGGAUGCCCAGGAGAAAGACGCCCGCCAGCUCUCCAUCGCCAUCGCCCGCUGCUACUCCAUGAAGAACCGCCACCAGGACAUUAUGCCCUACGACAAGAACCGCAUCGUCCUGCAGUCGGGCAAGGACGACUACAUCAACGCCAGCCGCAUCGAAGACCUCUCCUCCUACUGCCCCGCCAUCAUCGCCACGCAGGCCCCGCUGGUGGGCACGGCCUCCGACUUCUGGCUCAUGAUCUACGAGCAGAAAGUGUCCGUCGUCGUCAUGCUGGUUUCCGAGCAGGAGAUCGAGAAACAAAAGGUUGUCCGCUACUUCCCCACGGAGCGGGGCCAGCCCAUGGUGCACGGCCUCCUCACCCUGGUCCUCACCAGCGUGAAGGCCACCCCGACACACGUGGAACGCAUGAUCACGCUCCAGUUCCGAGACCAGAGCCUGAAGCGCACCGUCAUCCACCUCCAGUUCUCCUCCUGGCCGGAGCUUGGCCUCCCGGACAGCAAAGGGGACCUGCUCCGCUUCAUUCAGGAGGUACACAGCCAUUACCUCCACCAGCGGCCGCUACACACCCCCAUCGUCGUCCAUUGCAGCUCUGGCGUGGGCCGCACCGGCGCCUUCUGCCUCUUGUAUGCCGCCAUGCAGGAAGUGGAGGCCGGCAACAGCAUCCCAGACUUGCCCCAGCUGGUGAAGAAGAUCCGCCAGCAGAGGAAGCACAUGCUGCAGGAAAAGCUCCACCUCAGGUUCUGCUACGAGUCUCUUCUGAAGCAUGCCAAGCAAGUGCUGCAGAGACACGGGGUCACGGCGCCCUCCGCCAGCAAGCCUGCCAGCAGCGCUGCCCAGAAGCCCUAUAUCCACCAGGACCCUCAAGAUCUGGUGUUGGGUGCCGACAUGCCCAUCAGCUCCAUCCAGGCCACCAUCGCCAAGCUCAGCAUCAGGCCUCCCUUGGGAGGGGCAGAGCCCUCGUCCGCCAACGGGCAGCAGCUGGAGCCCCUGCCCUUGAGCGUCCCAGCGCCCCCUGCCGGCCCCCCUCAGAGCGCCUUUGCCGAUCUCGGCUGCCCCGUUCCCAGCACAGAGCCGGCCCCUGCGCUCUCCCCGCCAGCCACCCCUGCACCAGCGGAGCCUGAGGCUGCUGGAUGCUGCGCAGCCGAGAACAGCAACCAUCUGGAAGAGGAGAGUCAGGAAGAGAGCGAAGUCCCGCCGGCGCCUCCUGGGGCAGAGCCUUCCCCGGCCGCGGCCCCAUCCUCCUCUUCCUUGGAGCUCCUGGCCUCGCUGACCCCCGAGGCCUUCACGCUGGACAACAGCCUCAAGGGCAGGCACAAGGUGAGCAAGCAGAGCUUCCUUCAGCCCCAGAACGGGGAAGGCCUCCGCGGCACCCGCCCCAGCGACGACCCCCUCAGCAUGCUGGACCCGCUGUGGACACUCAACAAGACAUGAGAGGAAGGAGGGCAUCACACCGACCCGAGACUCUGCUGCUGCUGCUGCCGCCAAUACCACCACUGAUGCAUUUUGAGGACUAGAAACUUGGGAGGGCGAGGGAGGAAAGGUGGCUGGUUCGCACUCCUCAGCAUGCAGCUUUUCCAGCUCAAGACUGGCCACAGCCAGGAAGCCUCUGCUGCGCCAGGAGCCAUGCAGUGCCCACUCGCCUCGCGUCCUUUCCCCCCCCUCUCCUCAUACUUCUUAGAAGACGGUUUCCCACCGGCUGUGUCUGAACGGCUGGAGGCGUGCAAGAAGAUUUUUCUGAGCCGGUUGUUCCUUUCUCCCACUUUGUGCCUGCCUCCAAGUGCCAUGGGAAGGAAGGAAUAUGUAAGUGGGCCUUUGGAGGGGCAGGAAUCAUGGGAGGUGGUUUGGACGGAGCGGGACGUGUGUUUUGAUUUUCACUGCGGACAUUGGUGGUUACCCAGCUGGAGAAUCCCCCGAGGUGAUUUUCCAGACCAGGAGGAGGUUUUGAAACACAGCCAGGGUAACGCUUUCCCGGGUGGAUUAGUUCCCUGCAUCUUCAGCUAAAGGGCUUCAACCCCCACCCCCUGCUGCCACCCUUGGUGUUCCCCAAGGCUUUGAGAUGUAGCACUUCAGGGCUGCCACGUCCUCCUCCUGCUCCUUAAACUGCCUCUGGCAAGACUCCCUUUUGCUCCUGUCUACUGACUUCCACUCUGAAUGGGGUAUCCAAGACCAACCAACCCCCUUUGAGCUGGCGAGAGCCCAUUUGGGACCAGGCAGCUACAUUUGAUCGGCUUGCAUGAAAGGUCUGUGGAGUGUCUUUUUAGCUGCAAGGUGAAGGCGCAGGAGACGUGCUUUCUCAGCAACCUCCAAAGCUGCUCCCAUGUCUUGCCGGCUCCACCUUUUGUUUCUUGUUCGGCCAGGCCGGUUGCAUUUUGUUGCCCUUACAUUCCAGCUAGGGAUCCCCGUCUUGGAAUCAGCUCAGAGGCCGUGUCAAGUCACCCAGCAGCCUUGGAGCGGUGAUUGACAAGACUGAGCUGUUCACCAAAAAAACGCCUAAGUCCCUUUAUGUGGUUAAUUUGGAUCAUCCGUGUGCCUGAUGGUCUUUUACAAAGGUGCAAGUGCUGUGCCUCCUGUGCCCGAAGGACAGGUGAUGGCAUCAAACAUAAGGAGUAACCCUGCAGCACUGUGAGGUCUGGGCAGUAAAGGAGAACUGUGCGUUAACUGAGCCAACUUGGGUCCUUGCAGGGGUGUGCUUCCUUAACAAUGCUGUCCGACUGUGGCCAGAUGAAGGCAGAUCAUUAAAUGAAUGGGAAUGCUUAAAUGUCCAUUUCCCCCCCUAAGCAUUUGCUCUUUCCAUCAGCUCCCUCAGUUUAAAGGACCAUCUUCAUGAGUGGCUGGAAGGCAGGAGGGUUAAGGUGGGAGAGGGGCCAGGUCUUGGUGGGUUUCUGGGUUGUUGUUUUUUUGCUUUGUACAAAUGUAACAUUGUCGUCAUGUUUGGACUUACUCUGUAAUUUAGAACAAACUUUUUUCAGCUCUUUGCUACUAAAAUAAAUAAACGGGAGUGUUGCAGAAGGAUCCAUUGUUAGGAUUUUUGUCAAAAGCAGCGGAGGGGGCUGAAUUUCAGUUUGCAAGUAUCCAAAUAUAGCAAUGUAACUUUUUGGCAUUAAGAUAAUUAAUUUGCAGAAGUGUUUUAUGAUUGGGGGGGUUGAGCAGCUGCUGGGCCUUAAGAUACGUUAGCAGCAUGCAAUAGAAAGCAAUGCCUUUUCUCUUUAUCUAUUUUGGCUUUUUUUUUUAAACUAAGUUGCCCACAAAAAUUGUAUGCAAGGUGUACCACUUGCUUUUUAUAAGGUUUGCAUUAAAGUGAGCUACACAAAGAGAACCGUU
Molecule: messenger RNA, 5895 nt
Organism: Lacerta agilis (Sand lizard)
Lineage: Eukaryota; Metazoa; Chordata; Lepidosauria; Squamata; Lacertidae
Gene: PTPN23
Product: protein tyrosine phosphatase non-receptor type 23
Exons: 26
Coding region: 13-4005 (1330 amino acids)
Biological process (GO): protein transport to vacuole involved in ubiquitin-dependent protein catabolic process via the multivesicular body sorting pathway; endocytic recycling; early endosome to late endosome transport
Cellular component (GO): endosome
Molecular function (GO): protein binding; protein tyrosine phosphatase activity
Source: RefSeq, a predicted model, not a curated record